AUGCUGUUUGUCGUUGGCUAUGGAAGCGCUGGUGUUGAUAUGCGCAUCGCCAACAAGCUGUCCACUCGCAUCUACGUCCCGAGCUCUUCCAGCGACGAGCCGCCGCUCUGCACGCUUGCUUCCCAGCCUGUUUUCCUUCGAGCUGCCACUCCUGUUGGCUGCUUGUCGUUGACUUGCAGCUCACGCCUUCAUCUUAUUGGUGGCCUUCGACAUUCUCACCACACGAUGCCCACUCUGGACGGUCGUCAGCUGCUUCGUUUCUAUUCGCUCCCCGAGUCUGAGACCAGUCGCGCCCAGCAUACUCGCAGCAGUGGCGGUGAUCGAGAGCAACCAGACAAAGUGCCAUUUCUCAAAUACCCCUCCACCUUGGUCUUCCUCCAUGGUGCUAUCGUGGCUUACCAGAGGCUGGGACUGCACUUUACGCACUUCCCAUUGGGAGAAUAUCACCCCUCAAAUCCCAUCAUCCCAGAGAUGCCCCCGUGGAGCCAGCUGCGAGCCAAGGCCCUCCCGUCACACAUGCCCGCAUCCAUGAUCGCCCUCUUCUCUUCCAUCUUCAUCUGCAUCCACCCGCUGUCGGGUCGAUCAUACCUAGCGAAAAGAAGACAGACACGCACGCGCGGUAUCGAGUUCAACUUGACGCUGCCAGCGCGAGCUAUACGGCCGACGGGGUUUCAAGUGAACGACACGCGCUUUAUUCAAUCACUUCUCCGUCUUCGUCGUCCCUCAGCCCUACUGCUCCCCCCGGAGACACACCUGCGGUUGGGUCAUCUCGAUCCUCCUCACGCCUCAAGGCACCAGCAUAACUUACCCUCUUCACAAACGACCUGGCCAGCUCUUCAAAUUACUCGAGUCGAAAGAUCUUCCAAACACUCCUUACACCGCCGCCGAUCUCUCAAGAACCUUGCGCUGUCCUUCAUGAUUGGCGAAUCCCGUAAUCCAGUUGCACCGCUCAACUAUUGUGCUUAUUCAUUCGAUCACCGCCACCACCAUGAGGGCGACAGCUUGCUCGCUUUGCGUGCUUCGAGGGGGCGGAAUUCAAGAGACGAGAUGGGGUGCACCGCCUUGAGAAGGCACACGUCACGGUCUUUCACGACCUCAAUCGAAGGGGCACAACAACUUGUGCGACCGGAUACUCUGCUUGCCCGUCAAGCUUGGAUGGAGGGUGUUGCGCUUCAGGCUAUGCAUGCGCGACGGAUUCUUGCUAUGCGACCACAAGUGCAGCGCAGACUUGCGCAGGAAAACCUGGAUAUUACCAAUGUAACACGGUUUUGGGAGGCGGCUGUUGCCCAGAAGGAUAUCAGUGUCAAAGAGGCUCAAAUUGCGUUCCAGCGUCUGGAGUCAUAUACUCUCAGUCACGGACUGGGCUGCGCCGUAAGCGCUUGCUACUCGACGGAGCCCUCAACUGUCACGGAGACGACGACGAUUACAACGACGAAUGACGCCGCGCAGGCGAUAACCACGACUGUAACCGCAACUGCUGUUCUAACUCCCUCAAGACCUACCACGGCGCCAAUAGUAGCAACAGGGGCGAGCGACCCGGACCAAGUUGUGUUCAAGUACUAUCCGAGCACUGUUCCAAAAGAGCAACCUAUCUCGAGCGGCGAUGGCAACAGUGAUGGAUUGACUUCGGGGCAAAUCGCGGGUAUCGUGGCUGGAGGAGUUGGCCUGCUCAUUAUUGUGCUGGUGACUGCGUGGAUCAUCAUUCGGCACCUCAACAAGGUUGUCCAGGCAGUCGAGACGAGCAACAAGGGGACCUCUUCAGGGGCUAAGUCACGCCCUUCGAUGUAUGAGUUCAAGCCAACACCAUCAGAGGUUGAUGAUUUGAGCAUAGACCCGCUCAUGAUGUCUCCUCGGCCAUCACACCGCAGAUAUGAUUCCGAUACGACUGCCGACUUCACGCCUCCAUAUCGCGGCACGCCGGGGUCCGGUGGUGACUAUCAGGCAGUACCGCAAGGGUCAGGGUCCGAUCGACACGCUAGCUACGACUCAGCAUAUACAGGAGGCUACUUCGACGUGGCGCCAGACAGGAGUCAGCGCGCAAGCCAGGGAUCGAGCGCGUGGGUCGGACUCCAUCGCGGAAGCACGGAUUCACAAGGAACCUACGCGCAUCUUCGCCAUUGGAGCAACGCCAGCGAAGCAAGCAGCGACCACGGCAGUGCGGGUACUCGGACGCCACUCCAAGAACUCGACUCGACGCCAUAUGUGCCGGAGUUGGCCGCUUCUCCCGUCCCAGACGCCGUGGCAGAUACGCGUCGCCGGUCAGGGAGCGGGCUAUCGGGCAUGAGCCGGCCGCCUGCGGUCCAUCAGCGGCGAAGGAGCAGUGAGGGAGGCCACGGCAGAACGAGGAGUGACAGCUCUGCUCCAGCUGGGCUCAGUGUUGUGAAUGAGGCUUCAGAGCUCAUCGGCCACUAUGGCCCGACGGAUCGAGCGAAUGACUACGGAGUCAGUCACAGCAUGGCUUUCGAGCUAACGCAAGAUUUGGAGUUGGAAGCCAGACACCAGACGAUGCUUUCUGACGCUGCAAGGCCGUGGAAGCUUGCAUCUCUUUCUUGGAUCCUUGAUCUUUCUGUCGGUCCGGACAAUCAUUAUGUAGUUAUGAUGUCCUGGCUGACCUAA
Molecule: messenger RNA, 2616 nt
Organism: Colletotrichum lupini
Lineage: Eukaryota; Fungi; Ascomycota; Sordariomycetes; Glomerellales; Glomerellaceae
Exons: 11
Coding region: 1-2616 (871 amino acids)
Source: RefSeq, a predicted model, not a curated record